Henningerozyma blattae CBS 6284 is the source of this 1956-nucleotide messenger RNA. RefSeq names its product fimbrin (gene SAC6). The transcript has a single exon. The record is from RefSeq and is a predicted model, not a curated record. Gene Ontology annotation, biological process: actin filament bundle assembly; actin filament network formation. Lineage: Eukaryota; Fungi; Ascomycota; Saccharomycetes; Saccharomycetales; Saccharomycetaceae. Bases 1 to 1956 code for a protein of 651 amino acids. Gene Ontology annotation, cellular component: cytoplasm; actin filament bundle; actin filament. Gene Ontology annotation, molecular function: actin filament binding; calcium ion binding.
AUGAAUAUUGUCAAACUACAAAGAAAGUUCCCUAUCUUAUCCCAAGAAGAUUUGUAUGGGACCAUUGAAAAAUUCAGAGCCAUUGAUAUCAAUGAUAAUGGCUGGAUUGAAAAACAACAAGCUUUAGAAGCUGUUUCAAAAUCAGGAGAUGCUACUUAUGAUGAAGCAAGAGAAACUUUGAAGAAAGUUAAUGUCGACGCUUCUGGCCGUGUUGAAUUGGAUGAUUAUGUGGAAUUGAUUGCUAAAUUGAAGGAAAACUCCACUGCUGAUAAUACUCCAGCUCCUCCACAAACUUCUUUUAAAAGCACUGCUCCAUCUAAUCCAGACCCUGUUUCACCUCAUCAUCAUCAAACGGGGUUACAACAUAAGGGGACCGGUUCCAAUGCCAAGAUUAUUGUUGCUGGUUCUCAAUCAGGUACCACUCAUACCAUUAAUGAAGAAGAAAGAACAGAAUUCACUAAACAUAUUAAUAGUGUCCUAGCUGGUGAUCCAGAUGUUGGACAUUUAUUACCUUUCCCUACAGACACUUUCCAAUUGUUCGAUGAAUGUAGAGAUGGGUUAGUUCUUUCGAAAUUAAUUAACGAUUCCGUACCAGAUACUAUUGAUACAAGAGUGUUAAAUAAAUCCAAGAAUGGUAAAAGAUUAAAUAAUUUCCAAGCUAGUGAAAAUUCCAAUAUCGUCAUCAAUUCUGCUAAAGCUAUUGGUUGUGUUGUUGUUAAUGUUCAUUCAGAAGAUAUUAUUGAAGGUAGAGAACAUUUAAUCUUAGGUUUAAUUUGGCAAAUCAUUAGAAGGGGUUUAUUGAGUAAAAUCGAUAUUAAAUUACACCCUGAAUUAUAUCGUCUGUUAGAAGACGAUGAAACUUUAGAACAAUUCUUAAGAUUACCUCCAGAACAAAUCUUAUUGAGAUGGUUCAAUUAUCAUUUGAAAAAUGCUAAAUGGGAAAGAAGAGUCACCAAUUUCUCUAAGGAUGUUGCAGAUGGUGAGAAUUAUACAAUCUUAUUGAAUCAAUUGGCACCAGAAUUAUGUUCAAGAGCUCCUUUACAAAUCAAUGACAAAUUAGAAAGAGCCGAACAAGUCUUACAAAAUUCAGAAAAAUUAGGUUGUAGAAAAUAUUUGACUCCAAGUGCUAUGGUAGCCGGUAAUCCAAAAUUGAAUUUAGCCUUCGUAGCUCAUUUGUUUAAUACUCAUCCAGGUUUAGAUCCAAUUGAUGAAAAUGAAGAAAUCCCAGAAAUUGAAGAAUUCGAUGCUGAAGGGGAAAGAGAAGCAAGAGUCUUUACCUUGUGGUUAAAUUCCUUGGAUGUAGAUCCUCCAAUUGUUUCUUUAUUCGAAGAUUUGAAAGAUGGGCUGGUAUUAUUACAAGCUUAUGAAAAAGUUAUGCCUGGUGUCACUGAUGAAAAACAUAUUAAUAAAAAGAAGAAUGCCGAUGGCGAAGUUCCAAGAUUUAAAGCUUUGGAAAAUACAAAUUAUGCUGUGGCUUUAGGGAAAUCUCAAGGGUUUUCCUUGGUUGGUAUUGAAGGUUCAGAUAUCGUAGAUGGUAACAGAUUAUUAAUAUUAGGUUUAGUCUGGCAAUUGAUGAGAAAGAAUAUUAAUUUGACCAUGCAAAAAUUAUCUUCAAGUGGUCUAGAUAUGAAUGAUUCACAAAUAUUGAAAUGGGCACAAGACCAAGUCGCAAAAGGUGGCAAAUCUUCUACAGUUAGAUCAUUCAAAGAUGAAUCUUUAUCAAACGGUAUUUUCUUAUUGGAUGUCUUGCAUGGUAUUGCUCCAGGUUAUGUCAAUUAUGAUUUAGUGGAACCUGGUAAUACUGAUGAAGAAAGAUACGCAAAUGCAAGACUAGCCAUUUCUAUUGCAAGAAAAUUGGGUGCACUGAUCUGGUUGGUACCAGAAGAUAUCAACGAAGUUCGUUCAAGAUUAAUAUUAACUUUCAUUGCUUCAUUAAUGGCCUUGAAUAGAAAAUAA